ACCCGUCACGCAACUAAUAAACAUUCAGUUCUAACUUUAACUCCUAUAUGACGUGUCACGCGAACAAAACAUUAUAAUUGAAACCAACCCAGAAGAGAAGAGAAUAGAUUCACAAACAAACAAGGAAGAAAACAAUGAAGGCUACGAAAAGCCCGAUCCACGCCGUGACCAAAUGGCUUCGCCGGCAACCGCCGAAGAUGAAGUUGUUUCUGGCGAUUCUUUCGGGCAUUGCAGCUUUGGUUUUUCUUAGAAUGAUCGUUCACGACCACGACAAUCUCUUCGUAGCUGCUGAGUUUGUGCAUGCAUUAGGAGUUGCCCUCCUCAUUUACAAGCUUGCUCAAGAAAAAACAUGUGCCGGACUCUCGCUUAAAUCACAGGAACUCACAGCUAUAUUUCUAGCAGUUAGACUAUACUGCAGUUUUGUCAUGGAAUACGAUAUACACACCUUACUCGAUACUGCAACAUUGGGGACGACCCUCUGGGUUAUUUAUAUGAUACGCUUCAAACUGAAAUCCAGUUAUAUGGAUGCUAAGGACAACCUUGCAAUAUACUAUGUGGUGAUACCUUGUGCUGUACUGUCUUUGCUUAUUCACCCAACAACCCGGCAUCAUUAUGCUAACAGGAUUCUCUGGGCUUUUUGUGUUUAUCUUGAAGCUGUGUCGGUUCUACCUCAGUUGCGGGUCAUGCAGAACACUAAGAUUGUUGAACCAUUCACAGCACACUAUGUUUUUGCCCUUGGAGUUGCAAGGUUCUUGAGUUGUGCACAUUGGGUUCUGCAGGUAUUAGAUACUCGUGGACGUCUAUUAACUGCUUUGGGUUAUGGAUUGUGGCCUUCUAUGGUACUUCUAUCAGAAAUUGUCCAAACUUCAAUCCUGGCAGAUUUCUGCUACUACUACAUCAAGAGCCUUGUUGGGGGACAACUUGUUCUUAGGCUUCCUUCGGGAGUGGUGUGAUUUUAACUUUCAUUUUCAGUUCCUUCAAGUUGGAUUCUCUUUUGCAUUAUAGUGCAGAAAUCGGGACACCUUUAGAAGUUAGAUGUGUUAUCUAUCAGGGUCAUCAAUGUUGACAGAGGUCAGAAUGUAAUAUAUGUAACUCGGACAUUUAAUGUUAUGUUCUCAUAUUUCUUUUCUCUGAAAUCACGGUUAGCCCUCGAUUUUGAUUUGAACGGCCUAAAUUAUAUCUAUUAUUAA
Medicago truncatula (barrel medic) is the source of this 1190-nucleotide messenger RNA. Its product is annotated as ER lumen protein-retaining receptor erd-2.2. Lineage: Eukaryota; Viridiplantae; Streptophyta; Magnoliopsida; Fabales; Fabaceae. Gene Ontology annotation, cellular component: membrane. The transcript is spliced from 6 exons. Gene Ontology annotation, molecular function: ER lumen protein retrieval receptor activity. The coding region runs from base 135 to 953 and encodes 272 amino acids. Gene Ontology annotation, biological process: protein retention in ER lumen. The record is from RefSeq and is a predicted model, not a curated record.